Molecule: messenger RNA, 1715 nt
Organism: Varanus komodoensis (Komodo dragon)
Lineage: Eukaryota; Metazoa; Chordata; Lepidosauria; Squamata; Varanidae
Gene: CRIPT
Product: CXXC repeat containing interactor of PDZ3 domain
Exons: 5
Coding region: 126-431 (101 amino acids)
Biological process (GO): cytoplasmic microtubule organization
Cellular component (GO): dendrite
Molecular function (GO): PDZ domain binding; microtubule binding
Source: RefSeq, a predicted model, not a curated record
GGACGAACCCGGAAGAAGAAGCCGCAGCAGCUGCUUAGGCGGCCGCCGGAAGUGGAGCGUUGUGUCGUGUUUUGGGUCGGCGGCGUCACAAUCUGCUGACCUUACGGCGCCACGAAGGCUCCGUGAUGGUGUGCGAGAAGUGUGAGAGAAAACUUGGUACUGUAAUUACUCCUGAUACAUGGAAAGAUGGUGCAAGAAACACUACAGAAAGUGGUGGAAGAAAACUAAAUGAAAAUAAGGCAUUGACAUCAAAGAAGGCAAGGUUUGAUCCUUAUGGCAAAAAUAAAUUUGCAGUAUGCCGGAUCUGUAAAAGUUCAGUUCAUCAGCCAGGCUCUCACUAUUGCCAAGGUUGUGCAUACAAAAAAGGCAUCUGCGCAAUGUGUGGGAAGAAAGUCUUGGAUACAAAAAACUACAAGCAAACGUCUGUUUAAUGAUAUACCUCAAUAUUUUGAAGGACCAGCUUAAGCUUAAACAUUUAUUGAACAUUAUCAACGUUGGAAUUAUUAUAAAAGAUUAAAGACCCUUUCAGAAUUUGCAUGGACAUGUGCUUUUAAAUCUACCUAAACAGUCUGACUCAUGCUUUGUGAAUUUACACUAAGUGUAUUCUGAUGCGUCUGGGGAAUUUGAUAUGGACAUGAGUGAUCUGCACUUAAUGGUAUCAGUAGGAAAAAUGUUUAACAAGUGUCUAGCUUAAUUAGAUGCAUAAUUUUAGUAGCACAUUCAUGUUACUAUUUUCAAAUUUGGAUGCUGGGAAAAGAUUAAAAGGCAGCCAAUAUAUUUCAGCUUUAUUUCAUCUUGCAGCUAUUCUGUGAUAUCAGGAAUUAGAGGUUGCAUUGUGAGUUGCUGAAUCCACUAGAAGAGCUGCUGAUGAAAUAAAACUGACAUUCAUUUAUUAUGCUAGUUUACAUCUGGAUAUAUAAUACCAGUUAUAUAAGUUGUGCCCCACCAAGCCAAUCUGAACUUACUAGGAGCUCAGUAAGUUUCCUAUUUUUAUUACCUGCCUGCAGAAACAAAAGAUGGUUGAACAUCUGGCUUGAUGGGUCACACAUUCCAAGUACCUGUUGUGUAAUUAAUGUGCCAGCACUUAACCCUGACAGCAGUAAUACUUUUAAUCUGGUUUUGUUGGGCAGGAACUUAACCUUGAACUAAUCGAUUUAGCAAAGGAUAAGUCUUUACUUUCACUUUAAAGUGCUGAGGCAUUACUUGUAUAUAAAGACAAAACUAUGUAAAACAUUUCCAGUGUGUUGUAGUAAAACAAAGAGUGGCAGCCCAUGUAAUUCUGAGUUUGUAGUGUGCAUUUUCUUAUAUGCUGUUCUUGCUUUCUAAUGUUUAUAAGAAGCUAAUUUUGACCCUUUUGCCGCUUCAAAGCUGCUCCUCCUUCCUUCAGGCUGGCAACCUGGCGAAGCAGCAAUAUUAGUAACUAUCGCCCUUCCUUAGAGAGUGUUGCACAUAUGCGCACACACAUAAAAUCCAUGUGCUCCAAGUAUGAUCUGAAGGCACAUGACGCAUCCACCAUGUUGAAGCUAAGCCUGUCUGGAGCUGGCCUGAACUUGGAAGGGAGACCACCUGCAGACCACGUGUAGCCACCUUGAGUUCCAUUAUGGGAGAAAGGUGGGAAAUAAAUGUGUACUUGUGAGGAAGAGGCAAAUGUGAGUAUGAUUUGUUCUUAAUAUUUGUAUUCAAAUAAAGAAAGCAUUCUUGCCUUUUCUACUUUC